AUGGAAGAGAUUCGAGCAGCACAAAAGGCUGGGAUUGUCAUAGGUCUUUCAAAGGCCGGAGGUUUCCUGCCUCGGAUUGAUAUUGACCAAAUGAUUGUCAAUCAGCCCGACACCUUCAAUCUGUUUUGUCUCGCCAUGGUUGAACUCAAGUCAGCACCUCCAUCAGACUGGAUGGGCUACUAUCAGAUUGCCGGCAUCCAUGGACUUCCAACCCAGGUCUGGGACAAUGAGACUGGGGUCGAUAAGAAGGGACAGGCCUCAAAUGGCCAAGGUUAUUGUCCCCACGGGGAUGAGAAAUUCCCCACUUGGCACCGUCCUUAUAUUGCAAUGCUUGAGCAGACUGUCUACCUGAAGAUGCUUGACAUCGCCGAGCAGUUUCCUGCCUCGGUCCGGGAUACCUACGUCAAGGCGGCUGAGGCCUUUCGUUUCCCCUACUGGGAUUGGCACCGUCCCCGUGGACUCGAAGCGUCAUUUCCCGGUGUCACUCAAGAGGACAACACGACCAUGUCGCCCUACGACUUCAAGGUGCCCAGAGUCUUCACAGAGCGUUAUAUCAUGGUCAAGCAACAGUCGGACAAUCAGCUUGUCCAGAUCAACAACCCUUUUGCCUACUUUGAGUUUCCAAGGGGCGGCAUGAGUGGCACUGAUUUUGACAUCCGCAAGGACCUUGCCCGUGAUCGGACCAAGCGCUAUCCCGUCUUCUCAAACGAGAGCCUAGCUGUACAAGCUCUGAAUCUGACUCUCAACAUGGCGCGAGAGUCUAAAGUCCAGAAUAUUGUUGACAUGAUCACUGGUCCCGGUUACGACACGUUUGCUGCUUUUGGGUGGACCAAACCCCCCACAGAUACUCGGAAAAGAUAUGAAGAUAUCCAACCUUCAGGAUCCCUUGAGUGUAUCCACGGUAGCUACCAUGUUUGUUCUGGUGGGACCCAGGGACACAUGUCAGAAGUCCUGCUCGCUGCAUUUGAUCCCAUCUUCUGGUUCCAUCAUUGUAAUGUCGACAGACUGUUCGCCGUGUGGCAGUCUAUAUAUCCCGACUCAUGGAUGCAAAAUGAGAAUGUUGAUCUUCUGCCGUUCCGUGCCCCUGCGACCAACGGCUCAUCAAAGUACUGGACUUCUCAAACCGCCAGGACUACCGAGAGAUUCGGUUACGUUUACAGCGAUGCCCAAGGCGCGGCGAAGGAUGUGCAGCAGCAAUUCAAGAACCGCUACGGCUGGUCCCUGCGGGGCGCAAAUGCUUCCGGGAAGCCCCCGUCAGACAUGGCACCGCUUAACGAAAAGGUUGAUGCAGCACAAGUAUUCCAAUUCCAGUAUCAUACACUUCCAGCUUCCAUCUCCAAGACUUUGACAUUGAUUCCGGAUCAGAUCGCCCAGCAGAGGACGCUCAUCCAGGCGGACCACGAUAUGCCCAUGGGAACUGCCCCUAAUAUAGACGAGUCCAAGGUCGAUCGUCAAUGGUACAUAGACAGCGUCGUUCAGAGACUCGCUCUCAAUGGUACCUUUACAAUCUAUUUCUUCAUUGGAGGUGUCCCAGGCAAUGAUGUCGCGCCGGCGCAUUAUUGCCUGUGUCCCACCCUCGCAGGCGACAUGCACAUCUUUGCGGCACCCGUCGAGGCCUGCGACAACUGCGGACAACACCGCGACGCUGCGCAGCUGGAGAGCGGCACCGUUCCAAUCAACCCGAUCCUGUUGGACUACAAGAUCACUGGUCAUCUCACAGACCUGUCGCCAGACCGCGUUCGGCCGUUUUUACUUGAUAACCUUCGCUGGAGGGUAGUCAAUGGAGCCGGGAAUCUUGUUGACCCGCGACAUGUUACAGAUUUCCAGAUUGGGGUCACUUCCAAGGCGACUGCGCUUGAUGGCAGUGGCCAAAUUACGGUGGAGGAUCAUGCUCAAGUGAUCCAGCAGAUCAUUGAACAAUCUCCUUAG
Pestalotiopsis fici W106-1 is the source of this 1929-nucleotide messenger RNA. RefSeq lists its product as uncharacterized. The coding region runs from base 1 to 1929 and encodes 642 amino acids. The transcript has 6 exons. Gene Ontology annotation, molecular function: oxidoreductase activity. NCBI's taxonomy places the organism in Eukaryota, Fungi, Ascomycota, Sordariomycetes, Amphisphaeriales, Sporocadaceae. The record is from RefSeq and is a predicted model, not a curated record.